Messenger RNA from Vespula vulgaris, 15355 nucleotides. RefSeq names its product gamma-aminobutyric acid type B receptor subunit 2 (gene GABA-B-R2). Gene Ontology annotation, biological process: gamma-aminobutyric acid signaling pathway; G protein-coupled receptor signaling pathway. Lineage: Eukaryota; Metazoa; Arthropoda; Insecta; Hymenoptera; Vespidae. The coding region runs from base 2886 to 6926 and encodes 1346 amino acids. Gene Ontology annotation, molecular function: G protein-coupled GABA receptor activity. Gene Ontology annotation, cellular component: G protein-coupled receptor heterodimeric complex; membrane. The transcript has 21 exons. The record is from RefSeq and is a predicted model, not a curated record.
UGCCGCGCAGGACCAAACCCUCAUUCUCGUUGCAUCCGACGUGGGGUUCGGUUUUAUACAUCAAAUACGUCUCGUUUCAACAACGUCCACCACAUCGCAUCGCAAAAGUUUCGUCGUGUUUCGUGGAACGUAUAGAAAGUCUUCUCUUUUUCCUCUCCAAUCCUCCGUAAUCUUUUCUUUUUCUCUCGUCAAUCCAUCUUUUCUCUUUCACUGUCUUUAUUCGAAAUCGAAACCUUCUCGAUCGCUAUACGUGAGCGUAUUUAUAAAGAAGUAAAAAGAACAAUAAGAAGAGGAAGAUAAAGACAAAAAAAAAAGAUAGAAACAAUCCAAAAAAAAAAAGAGGAGAAGAAAAACGGUCAAUCGCUUGGCCACGACCUCUUUCUCUUUCUCUCUUAAAGAAUCUUCGAUCUAACGUCGACACUUUCGCGAAGGAGAUAAAGAAGGAGGAGAGAAAUAGAAGAAGACGGAGAAAAGAAACGGUCGUUAUUCUUUUUUCUUUUUUUCCGUUCCUUUACUUUUUUUGCUAAGUCUUUCUCUUUCUUUCUAUAUAUAUAUAUAUAUAUAUACAUAUAUCUCUUUCUCUUUCUCUCAACAUAUAUCCGUUACGAAGUUUGGGUCGAUGUAACCGAACCAACCGUUUCUUCCUCAAUCUCUCUCUCUCUCUCUCUGACAUUCUCCAUCUCUUCGACUCUUCAUCCUUUUUUCGCAUUUUCCUUCUCUCUCUCUCUCUCUCUUUAACCUCUCAUCUCUCUCUUUCUCAUUUCCACGAAAAAUCCGAUCUUUGUCCCUCUUUCUUCCUGUUUCUCUCCUACCUAAAACUUUAUCGCGUAAACUCCGCGUAGAUACAUACACAUAUACGUAUACCCGUUCACACAUACCCACAAAGCAGAUAUAAGCUUUUACAAAAAAAAAAAAACGUUAAAAAGAAAGAAAGAGAAAGAGAGAGACAGAGAGACACAGAGAGAGAGAGAGAGAGAGAGAGAGAGAGAGAAAGAAAGAAAAAGGAGGUGGAGGAGAGGAAAGGGAGAAAGGAGGGGGUGUAGGAGGAAGGAAGGGGAGGAGGAGAGAUCGAGGUGGCGCGAGCGACCGAGCAAGCACGAGCACGAUCACGAGCACGAUCACGAUCAUGAUCACGAUCACGAUCACAAGAGGCGCGCGCGCGCACGCGAGCAACGUAGGAACCAAGAGUACACGGUCGCGUUCGACCGGGCCAGCCAGUCUGCUGCUGUCCGCAGCAACCUCGCGACCGAUGGCCGAGUUUUAUGUGAAGUUAUAAGUGGACAACGUAAUCGUGCCGUGCGACGCGACGCGACGCGACGCUACGUGACGUGACGUGACGCUCACGCACGAUUCUUAUAUCGUAUUCGUGUAUAGAAAGAACGGAAAUAACGAGAGAGAAAUUGAAAGAGAGAGUGAGAGGGAGCGAAGGACGAAGAAAGAAAAAAAGAUAUCGAGAAAAGUGGAACAGAGAAAAAGGAGAAGAGACAGACAAGAGAGGGGGUGAGAGAUGUGGAACACCAAAGGUGGUGGUUACAACCAAGAGUGAUCGUCACUUCCGGAAUGUCGUGGACUCAACCGCGCACCUCUCGCGAUUUCAACCCCUCUUCUUCUUACCGUGGAUUCUGUGGCGAGCUUGAGCGAGGAAAGAGGAGAAACGUGCUGAAGAGGUGAUCACGUGCCCGACACACAUACUCGAUGAAAAGUCAAGAGGAUAAAGGUCAGAGGUGGAUUUGGUAUCAUUGCGAUAAUGAAGUAUCCAAAAGGAAAUGAAAGAAAUUGAAGCAUUCGAAGUAGAGAAGGUUAAAUGAAAGGAAGAAGAGAAGAAGGAAGAGGGAAAAGUAACGGAACGUUAAAAGAAAUUACUGAAAAGUUACAGAGAUUUUCGAAAACAUUUUUCUGCGAUGUCAGCAAUAUCGGUAACCAUUAUGAAAUAAGUUUCGUGAAACUUUUCUGGCAAAGUACCACCGAUGCUUAUGUAACUCUUAUGAGAAGGAAAGAGAUAGAGAGAGAGAGAGAGAGAGAGAGAGAGAGAGAGAGAGAGAGAGAGAGAGAGAGAGAGAGAGAGAGAGAAAUGGAUUUCACUAUGCUAGAUACUAGUAUCCCAUAGAAAAAAGGAAAUGCUCGUAGAUUUAUUCAUAGAAAUGUGUGUCCGCGUCGGUGAAUAAAAACAACGCAACGUUGAACAGCUCCGGUAUUAUUUUCAACAAUUAAAGGCCAAGAAAAGAAGGAGAGAAAGGAAGAAGAAAAGAAGAAGAAGAAGAAGAAGAAGAAGAAGAAUGUUAAGCGCGUUGGAUAUUGGUUUCAGAACUCGUAUUGGUUAUAUCGAAAUUUCGAGUCGAACAGAAAGUGAUCGAUCGUGGUAGUAUCGUGCAAAGUGAUCGACAAAGUAUGUGCGCGUUUUACGAAUAAAGAAAAUCGCAAGCUGAGGAACGAAAGAACGAACGAACAAACGAAAAAAAGAAAGGAAAAGGAAAGGAAAGGAAAGAAAAGAAAAGAUAGGAAAUAAAAUUCCUUUAGGAAAGGCAGGAAGUGCGCCAGCAGGGAAAUUAAAGAUACGUCUGUGUAGUUUGGCAAUUGAUGUAGACACGGAAUGUGGAAGUUCCGGUUGGCGUAUCGGAAAAGAGACGAGGAAUACGUUCGAUGGUCGAAGUUGGAUGUGCGGUUGAAUGCGCCCGGUCGUUCGAACUCGGAGGAGAAGAUCCUGUCACGCGUUUGGCGUACCGUGGAUGCCACGUGAUACUCGAAAAAAGUGCAUACGAAAAUACGAUCCCCGUGUUGGUUCACUCUCGUAUAAUCGAAGUGACGCGACGCGUGUUCGAUGUUAAAGUUGAGGUGAGAGUAAUCAGACUCGGAAGUAGCGAGGUGUUCGCGAGUGUUGUUACAAGAUGGCGACCGGUAUCAUCAGUAAACCGGCAGGACGGCGACGACAGCGCUGUUGGCGUCGUAUGCUGGUACGCGUUCACCUAUUCGCCGCCAUUCUGUGGCUCGACGCCAUCUUGACGUGCAGUGGGCAGAAGCCGAUCAAUCUCGGUGGUGUUAAGAAACGCGACGUCUACAUAGCAGGUUUUUUCCCAUACGGUAGUCACGUACCGGAAUGUCACGUGGGCCGUGGCGUCAUGCCUUCCGUCAAACUUGCCGUCGAUCACAUCAACGAGGAUCCAACGGUCCUGAGAAAUUAUCGGCUACAUAUGUGGUGGAAUGAUACCGAGUGCAAUGCUGCCGUAGGUGUCAAAGCUUUUUUCGACAUGAUGCAUAGCGGGCCACAUAAGGUUAUGCUUUUUGGUGCAGCUUGCACUCAAGUCACGGAUCCGAUAGCGAAAGCCUCCAAACAUUGGCGUCUCACGCAGCUCAGUUACGCGGACACUCAUCCGAUGUUCACGAGCAACAGCUUCCCUAAUUUCUUCAGGGUUGUACCGUCCGAAAACGCUUUCAAUGCGCCACGCGUUGCGUUGCUGAUGCAUUUCAAUUGGACCAGAGUUGGCACCAUCUAUCAAAACGAGCCACGUUACGCUUUGGCACACAAUCGUUUGGUCUCCGAUUUGGAUAAGAACAAAAUGGAGGUCGUGGAGACACAGAGUUUCGCAACGGAAGUAACAGCAGCACUCGAAAAACUAAAGGAGAAGGACGUGAGAAUCAUUCUUGGAAACUUUAACGAAGUUUGGGCGAGAAGAAUAUUCUGCGAGGCCUACAAGUUCGGAAUGUACGGAAGAAAGUACCAAUGGGUCGUAAUGGGCACUUACGCAGAAGAGUGGUGGACUUUGCCCGGUGGUGGCUGUGCACCCUCCGAACUAGCAGAGGCUUUGCACGGUGCCAUCUUGACAGAUCUCCUACCUUUAACGACCGAGGAGGAUUACACUGUGUCUGGAAUCACACCUGAUCAGUAUCGAGUCGAGUACGACUCGAGAAGGGGAAACGAGUAUUCGAGAUUUCACGGAUAUACGUACGAUGGAAUUUGGGCGGUGGCGUUAGCUAUACAGCACGUAGCACGUAGGAUACGACACUUUCGUCGAAAUCAGACUAUAUCGGAUUUCAAAUACAGAGACUCGCUUUGGGAGAUGCUAUUCCUCGAGGCUCUCAGGAACACAAGUUUUAAAGGUGUAACGGGACCUGUACGUUUUUACAACAACGAGAGAAAAGCUUACAUCUUAUUGAAGCAGUUUCAAAGCGGUGCCGAGGUUAAAGUUGGCGAAUAUGACGGAGUGACAGACACUUUAGACCUGAGUAAAGGAGACUCUUUAGUUUGGAGAGGCAAGUCACCUCCAAAGGAUCGAACCCUUCACAUCAUUGAACAUUCCACCGUGAAUAUUACGAUCUACGCGGUACUGGCGUCCGCUGCAAGUGUUGGCAUCGUCAUGGCGGUCGUUUUCCUUGCCAUAAACAUAAGAUAUAGAAAUCAAAGAUACAUAAAAAUGUCAUCGCCACAUCUGAACAAUCUCAUCAUCAUUGGGUGCAUGUUUACCUAUAGCAGCGUCAUUUUUCUCGGAUUAGACUCGCAAUUGUCGAGCGUGACCGCGUUCCCGUAUAUUUGUACCGCAAGGGCAUGGCUUUUGAUGGCUGGAUUUUCAUUAGCUUUCGGCUCCAUGUUCUCGAAAACUUGGCGAGUGCAUUCGAUAUUCACCGACGUGAAGUUAAACAAAAAGGUUAUAAAAGAUUAUCAGCUCUUCAUGGUGGUUGGCGUACUCCUGGUUAUCGACCUCGGGAUCAUGACUACGUGGCAGAUCGCAGAUCCAUUUUAUCGAGAAACUAAGCAGAUGGAACCUUACCCGCAUCCCUCGAGCGAGGACAUCAUCAUCAUACCGGAAAAUGAGUAUUGCCAGAGCAACCGGAUGACCGUCUACAUGGGUUGUAUAUAUGCUUAUAAGGGCCUCCUGAUGAUUUUUGGUGCAUUUCUCGCGUGGGAGACACGACACGUCAGUAUACCAGCUUUGAACGACAGCAAAUAUGUCGGGAUGAGCGUUUACAAUGUCGUGAUAAUGUGCGUCACCGGUGCAGCCAUAAGUUUCGUCCUUGCCGAUAAGCAAGACGCCAUGUUCAUCAUGCUCGCCGUCUUCAUCAUAUUCUGCAGUACGGCCACGCUCUGUCUUGUGUUCGUGCCUAAGCUGAUAGAGUUACGAAGAAAUCCGCAGGGUGCGAUCGACAAGCGAAUGAGACCAACCUUAAGACCGGUGUCCAAAGCUAGAAGGGACUCCACUGUGAGCGAGUUAGAGGAACGAUUGAAGGAAGCUACGACGGCCAAUCAAAAGUUUCGCAAACAGCUUUUGGAGAAGGACAGCGAACUUCAAAUGUUCCUAAGAAGACUUGGCGAGGAUGGAGUAGCGGACACUCAGGAAGUCAUGGACAGGCUAACCGUCCCAAGGCAAGAGGGAAUCAUAAAAAAAGAAGAGCCCACUAUCCAGAGGCAUGGCACUCAAAAUCAUAAAGGUCCAUCUUUAACCACGGAAACAACCGAUAUUUCGAUGUCCAUGUGCAGUUUGACUUCUACUACGGUAUCCCAAGCGGAAGGGGAUUACGUGAACGCGAGUGUCGUCGAACAGGCCGCAAAAAAGAAGACGACCUUCGGAAAGGUACCGGCCAUCGCGGUCGAUAACGAACGCUCACCCUUGAUCCUUCCGUCGGCAUUGAAGCAAACUACUGGUGAGGAUACCACUCGUAGGAAAAGUCAUGUUGGUGACGAGAAUCAAGAUAGCGAGCCAUUGCUCGAAAGAAGUCCGGAACCACGUUCAGAGGGUAAAAUGAACGUCGAUUUCGUACCAGAAGCAGUCGAGGAAACUGAUUCAAUUGUUCUCGAGGAAACUGCUAUUCCCCGAGAUGCUAAAAUCAUUAUGAAAAAGGAUGAGGAGAGAGCGAGACUGCCGACACCACCACCUUCCAAAAAUGUCUCAUUCAGUGAAUUACAUGAUCAGGGAUACUCCGAUCAACAUAUUCUUCCUCCGCCAUUACAAUUUGUUCCACCGAGACAUCGUCAUUCUGGAUUUGUGAACGUGCCAUCCCAUCAGUCUUUAAAAAGAAGAUCAUCUGUGAGGAAUGAUACCUUGGCACAUUCUCAUCACGAACUAUCGGAAUGUCGCAGAACAAGCGUACCAAUUAACUCGAUCAGCUACAUUUCGACGGAGAACGUGUCCAAGUCGAGUGGUAAGGACGACAUUCAGACUUCUUUCGACAAAGCAUACGUGAUCGGGGAAUGUGGCCACCGGCGUAGUCUAGUUACCGGCUACAGAUGCGAAAAACAUGGUGGACGUGGACACAGUCACGCAAUGUUUAAUGGCUCAGCUGAGACCCCACCGGCGCCGCGACGUCAUCGUAAGCAUCAUGAUUCUCACAACGCCAGCUCGCCGAGCGUGCCCGCCAUGGUCAACGCCAGCUACUCUGAUACUGAAAGAUGCGAGGAGUUAGCUUCGGCGAUCAUACAACGCUCGGUUUCGGAGAGAUCGCGAGAGAAAUGUUUGCGUGGUCGAAGUGGCGGUGGUCAUUCAAUCUCCGAGUGUCCUCAUCGUCCUGCUGCUUCGCGGAAGAUUCGCGAAUGCAGACACACUGAAUCGAAAUUACGUCAUCAGCAAGCUCGCUUGGAAUACGUUCAGAGCACACCAAAUGUAGCGACGAUUCACAACAGCAAGUAUGCAAGUGGUAAUCCACGCGCUGGGGAUGUUGGUGGAAGUGGCGAAGGUAUCCUUGGAUCAGGUGGUGUGAGCCGUAGUGGAGGUGGGACCCGUGUCGGUUCGAGAGCUGGGCCUGGCGUUACAUCGAGUGGUGGGGAAAUACAUAGUGCUGCCUCUGAUGGCGAACUCUUGGACCGGGCGAUAUUACUGCCGAUAUUUCAGAAGCUCCUCACUGAGAGACACAAAAGUAAUGCGAGGAGUGGAUACGGUGCUAGCAUAGCGAGUUGUCCGAACAUAUCGAUAAAGUGCGACAUUGUCGAGUAUCUGUAAAAAAUAUCUAUCUCUCCUCGUUUUGUAACACUCGAAGGACCGCGUUUUCCAAAAGAGAGAUAUCUCUCGUGCUUCUGUAUAGUAACGUAAAACUAAGAUGUCUCAUUUUUUUUUCUUUUCUUUCCCCUUCGUAUCGUCAUUGUUCUUAAAUAUUGUCUAUGCGUUUACAGUCAAGGAAAUUCUGAAAUAUAAAAUGUUGUGCACGUAAAGAUGCCCCCAUCCCUUAUAUGAAAUUUUCGAGAGAUUGGACUGUACUAAUGCUAAUACAUAUAAAUAUCGCUCAAUCGGAACAUUUUAUUUUACAGAAUCCCUUAGCUGUAUGUCGACUUGUGCAAUAAUCGGUCGUUGUAAAUUAUCCAUAAUGCGCACACGUGAAAUGUGUCAGAUUCAUUCGCAUUUAAUGCAAUUAAAUGUUCAACUCGGCCAUUUGAAUAAUACGUCUGGUCCCUUUUAAGUGUUAAAAACGAAGAAACAAGGUGUAUUGUCACCGAGAAGGAGAGUGGGAUCUGUUAUUUAUAUUCUUCUCGACAUUUCCGGUCACGUCAAAAAGAAAAAAGAAAACAGGAAAAUACUCGUCUCUGCAUUUUCUUUCGGUUGAAAACUUCCUCGUGAUGGAAGAACAAUCGACACAUUUUUUUCACGAUUAAUGCUUCAUGUUACGUUCUUAUACUAUCUUCACAUUUUUUCUUUAUUAUUACUAUUAGAUAUUUAAUAGUAUCGAUUUAGGACACCCGAUGGCGAAUACUUUCGACAAAGUCUCGUUAAAGAACGUUUGCAUUGAUUCAUCAACGUAUAGAAUAUACUUGUUGAGUCAUGGAACUCUAGAAAAAUAAAGAAAUUAUCGUAGAAGAACCGUGCUCUAUUUCUUUAGAACAAAACAUGAUUGAUCUAUACGUUUUCAUGGACAUUGAUCAGUUCUGCAUUCAUACAAAACGAACAUCCAUAUCUGUUACAAUUAAUUACGCGAUCUGAAACACUUCGAUUCGCUUCUAAUAAAAACAAAUGAGAAAAACAACUUCGAGCACUUCGAACACUUCGUUGCUUAAAUUUCUUAAGAUGUGGACUUCGAGAUCAUAAGAAAGUCUCAAAUUUUUUGUCUAUUUCAUUCUUCAAAUGACAACGGAUUUUUUUUGUUAAUCGUUUAAUAACAAAAUUUUAUUGAGGAUUAUGUUUUGAUAUAAUUACCUUAUUUUUUAUAUAUUCAUUUCAUUCUUUAAAUAAAACGGAUCUUGAAGUUAAAUGUACAAAAAAAAAGCCGCAAGUUAAAAUAGACGAUGAUUCUUCUAUGUAUUUCUUUUUUGAUCUUUAAGAGUUCCAAACAAUCGACAAGUGGAUGUCCGCAAUUUAUUUUAUACCUACUAAUACGUCGAUGAAUUGAUUCGACAAAAAAAAAGAAACAAAAAAAAAACGAAACAAAAUAUUUAUUAGACGACGACGAACGAGAAGUGAUCUUUAUUCAAUUUUCUCUCUGUAUUUCGAGUCAAUUACCAUCAAACUGUUUUUAAUACGAAACCUUCUCAAGUCAAAUGCAAGAAACAUAUUAACGGAAUAAUCCUCGAUAUCGAUAGAUACAUACAUACCUACGUCUUCGAAAUACAAAAUUCUCAAUCGAAGAAGAAAUGUGACUGCAUACAUUGAUAAUUAUCAUCAUCAUAAUUAUUAUUAUUAUUAUUACUGUAAUUAUGAUGAUGAUGAUGAUGAUGAUGAUGAUGAUGAUGAUGAUAGUGGUUAUUAUUAUUAUUAUUAUUGUUUUAUUAUUAUUAUUAAUGUUAUUAUUAUUGUUGUUAUUGUUAUUAUUAUUAUUUAUAUUAUUAUUAUCAUUAUUAUUAUUAUUAUUAUCGCGCCUACCGUUAACGUGAAUAUAAAUAAAUUAAUCUCAAUCAGCGGGCGCAACGCGAUUAAUGAAAAAUUACAUAUACAUGUAUUUCCCUACAUACAAUAUAUAUACACAUGCAUACGCGCUUGUUUCUCUGCGGAAAGGAUUAAUCGAUCGAUCGACACAAGAAGUCAGAAUCAUUCGUUUUUAUAAUUUGUCGGAACCUUGAGCAAACAUUUUCGAUCAUUCCCGAGCAUCAUCAUCGUAGAGUUAAAUGAAACUAUUUCGCGUGUAUACGAGGGAUAAUGUCAAUUUAUUGAAUCGAAUAAGAUAGAAUCCACGAAUAAAUUGUUUGUCUGGUUUUCGCUUGAAUAAAAACGAGGAAAAGUAGAAGAGAAAGAGAAAUGAAAAGAAAAAAAGAAAAAAGAAAAUCCGAUUUGUUAUCUCGUAUGAACUAAUAACAAUAUUAAUUUUUUAUGAUUAAUCUCACUUAAAUAGUUUACAAAGGGAAAAAAGAUUUAUCGAUUAGAAUUCGAUUAAAGGUCUAUAGACAUGUUCUAACUAUGGUCGCAAAUAUAUGAAAAACGUAAAAAGGAUGAUAGGUUGAGAUUCGAAUUUCAUCUUAGUAUUUUGAAAUUAUUCUCACAGCACGUUCAUCUAAUUGUUAACGAAAGUUUCAAGGAGGUUGCCGCGAAAAUGAGUGUUGCUAAAGCAAUUUCAAAGAAAAAUAAAAAGAUCAUAAGAUAUAAAUACUAUAAACUCGCACAAGAAGAUACACUUACGUACGUGUAAGGUAUAUUUAUUAAAAGAAAAAAAAAAAGAAAAAGAAAAGAAAUAUAUCUACGAAAUACUCGUACUUACUUCACUGUCUUUUACGUUAAGGAUGUGACAUCCGCUUUAUAUACAUAGGAAUAUAAAAAUUUAAGAGAGAGAAGAAGAGAAAGAGAAAACAGAAAAGAAAGAGACAAGAAGAAUGAAAAACAAAGAAGAAGAAAAAUAUAAGUAGAAAAAAAGCGGAAAGUACGGGGAAUAUUUUGUAAAUAAUUAAAAACGUAUGUCUAACAUAUUAUUAUCCUGAAAGUGCACUUCUAAUAAUGCGUUUAUACACGGUGACAAAAUAACCGUGCUACGACGUAUCCUUGCUCGAUUUCUAAAAUACAGAAUCGUUACAGCCUCCUUUUUUGCAAUUUUUUCUCUCGUUAUGUACGUUUGCUUGAAUCGAUUGGUAUCGAGAAUGUUUUUUAUAUUAUAUAGUCAAUCGUAGAACGACGAUGAAAGAGAAAAGAAAUUUAAAAGAAAAGAAAGAGAGUGAAAAAAAGAGAGAGAGAUUUGAUCGAUACUCGUUUAAAAAAUAAAGAAAAUAUUAAAAAAAAAAAAAACACAAAAAAACAGAACAAAACGAAAGAAAGGAAAAAAAAACUUUACGCAUCGCGUUGUGUUUUUAUAUAUAUAAAAAUAAUAUUUAUAUGAAUAUUGUAAGAUGAAUUAUAUCUAUGCUCUUGGAAAAAGCAUGUGUUAUAAUGAUCGUAAAUACGCAUACGUACCUACGAUAGAAUGAAGUUUAGAAAAAGUAAAGUGUUUAUACGUACGUCAUAUUCGUUAGUCGUGAAAAUUUAACGGGAAUUGAUAAUCCGAUGAUAUAAUGAUAUUUCGAAGAACGAAUCGCUCUUUUAACGUCAAUUAAUAUUCUAUAAACUACGAAUCUUGAAAUUAUUAGGAAAAGGAAAAAUCGAUUAUGAUAAUUAUUAUUAUUAUUAUUAUUAUUUCUAUUAUUAUUAUUAUUGUUAUUAUUAUUAUUAUUAUUAUUAUCGCGAGAAGCGUAUUGAAUAACGCUAAGCUAAAUAUGUAUAUAUCUAAUCGAAACUUUUUUGGUUCCAUUGUAAAGUUAUGAAAAACAAAAAAUCGAAGGGAUUCGAAAAUGGAAGAGGGGUUAAUGCACGAUGUAAAACUUUAUUUUCGUGUUGAACUCGUGAAAAUGUCUUGUAUGUAUAUAUUUAUAUGCAUAUAUAUAAUAAGUAUAUAUGUGUAUAUAUAUAUGUGCUUGGGUUUUUGUCCGUCAAAAAUAAUGUCCGUGUCGUGAUGUCACGAUCAAUUAUGUUCCACGGUACAUACUUCAUCUACGUCGGACGUUGAUGCGGAUGUUGGUAGCAUAAUUUCAUCACCAUGCGAGUCUCUCUAGUUUGCCUCGGAUGGAAGGAAAUUAGGAAUGAGGUGUUCCUUAAAUACGCUCGGUGAAUGUUACGUUUCCCUCGUUGAUGAUAAAGAAAAAAAAAAAAUAUAUAUAUAUAUAUAUAUAUAUAUAUAUAUAUAUAUAUAUAUAUACUCAAAUACACACAGAGUAUCCCAACGAAAAGUUUCCAUCAGGAUUAUUACGAAAUCUAGUCUUUUUCAAAGAAUUCCAUGACGAGUCAAUUUUCUUUUCGAAGGGAAUAAAUUUACCCACUCAUCCAUUAAUCCCUUAAGGAACAUGGGAACCCUCUAAAGAAUCUCAAAUGGCAAUAAAGAUCAAAUGGCAUCAUUUAUAAACUCUUUUAAUUCUCUUUACAAUGAUGUUAUUUCUUUUCAAUUUUAAAUCAAUGGUUUUUGAGAAAAAGCAUUAUCGAAGUUUUAGCUAUACAAUAAAAUUUUAUUGAUUAUUCUUAUUAUUAAAUGUUUAGUUUAUUAAAUGUUCAAAAUAUGUAUAUAUUCUUAUUAUUAAAUGUUUAUUUUAUUAAAUGUUCAAAAUAUGUAUAACCGAUCUUCAUGCAGUAAAUAGUCUUUUCUUGGUAAUUGUUGAUUAAGAAUACAAAAAAUAUCGUUGUGAAGAGAAUUAAAAGACCUUCUAAAUGAUAUAGCACUUAAUACUCUGUUGCCAUUAAAGAUUGUUGAGUGCUUUGUCACUCUCUCUCUUCCCCAAAGAGAUUAACUCAAAGUGGGCGAAUUAAUGACAAUGACCUUUCCCCCUACGAAAAUAAAAUUGAUCUGUCUUGGUAUUUUCAAAAAAAUCAUUAGACCUCGUAAUAAUGUUAGCAGACACUUCGUUGGGAGACUUUGUAUAUACAGGUAUAUGUAUAUAUACUGCAUAUCCAAACAGUGUAAAAUAUUCAAUUGAUCUCUCUGGAAUAGAAAAUAGAAAUUAGAGAGCAAAAGAGAGAGAGAGAGAGAGAGUCUGAUAAAUACCAGAUUGGAAAGAGUUUAUGAGUAUGAGGACUCUUACGCAAUUCGAAGAUAUCGAAAUUGUUCUUCUUAAAAGUAUGAACAAAUGGAUAUAUCUCGGAAAAUGCAACAACAAAGUGAAGAAAGAUAAUAAAGAAAGAUUAAUAAAAAACACACUCGUACUAUCCGUAUUAUAUCGCGAAUAGUCUCAUCAUUUUUUCAAGAUUAUCGAAGCAUCUUUCGAAAAAAAAUUUUUUUUUUCUUAUUUCUUUUCUUUUUCUUUUUUUUUUUUUUUUUGUUAACAAUAACAUCAGAGUUAACGAUAAAGAUCUACGAAAGAUGCAAAUUUGACGAGAAAAGUGAACGAAGAUCUUUCAGAAUAGCGAGAGAAGGAAUUUUGCAAGUGCAAAAAAAUGAACGUGGCGAAGAGAUGUCGAAAAAAAGUAUUCGUAUAAAUAAAUAUACAAAUAUACAUACAUAUAAUAAUAGAAAGAAAAAGAGACAAUGAUAACGACGAGAAUCACGAUGAAUUUGUUGAGAUAUUAAAUAGAUGUAUACAGAAAUGUUUUUAAAAAAAUGAAUGUUAGAUAUUAAAAAUAUGUCUUUAAAAAGCUGAGGUUUGAAGUUUAGCGAAUGAUCGUUAAAACAACGUGUGAAUGUAUAGACAAAAUUAUACAUUUCAUAUAUAUUAUAUAUGUAGAUAUAUAUAUAUAUAUAUAUAUAUAUUGUAUGUAUAACACGUAAUAUACAUAUAGAUAUAUAAAUAUAUAUAUAUAAUAUAUAUGAUAUACAUAUAUAGAUAUAUAUAUAUGUAUAUAUAUUGUGUAUAUAAUACGUGAUAUUAUACAUAUAAAUAUAUAGAUAUUUAUAUAAUAUAUUAUAUGAUAUACAUAUAUAGAUAUAUAUAUAUAUAUGCAUAUAUAUAUAUACACUCAUAUACAAAUAUACAUGCGGAAUCAUUCGAAAUACGGGGAUCAUCUCGAUCGAAGAAUCCUUUCGUGUUUUCGACGAUCAUAUUUCCCUUCUUCAGUGACACCCCAAGAACGAUUUUGAAUCUUUCUUAAUGAUCGAAUCGUCGUAAAUUUUUUAUAACAUUUCCAUCUCGCGAUAGUAGAAUCUAUGAUAAAUAAAAAGCUAAAAAAAGAUGAAAAAAAAGAACUCGAGGGUCUUACAUAAACUCCGAAAACUCUUUUCGAAUCGUUUCUAGGACGUCACUUAAGAAGAAAAAACGUUCGUCGACGUCUGUCAUAUAAUUUUUGUAAAUUUUAAAUAUCGUUAACGACGCUCUGCGUAAGCGAUCGUAAACCUUGUUCCUCGUUCGUACGCGCCUUUUUGAAUAAGCGAGAUCAGAAGUGCUCGGUACUCGUUGCCUCCUUUAUGAUUAUGACUGAAUCGUUUCAACGUCGAUACUUAUCUAAGAAGAUAGAGACAAAAAUAAAAUAAAAUAAGAUAAAAUAAAAUGAAAUGAAAUUUGCGAGAACAUUAACUUCGAUAAUUAUAUAGAAGUACGUCGAUUUCACUGAUUUCAAUGAUUUCACUGAAUGUUUGUAGAAAUCAAAAUUUUGAACAACUUUUUCUUAUACAUAUAAUCCGCCCGCUCGCUGUUAACUUCCAAAAUAAUCGAUGAAAAUAUUUUUGUUAUAUUUACUUUGAUGUGUGUUGAAAUCUCUCAAAAUCUCUUACAAAUUAAUCACUUUCCUCGCUUUGGUGUAAGAUAGUAGAUAUCAUUUCGCGAUUUAUAAAUCGAGAAACGCUGAAUAUAAUCAUGUCCGUAGAUAAGCCUAACCCAAAACUAAGCGACAUCCAAUUCAGGUCAAAGUAAAAAUUGUAAAAAAUACUUUCAUGAAUAUCUCGGAAAUUAAAGCUAGGCAGUGGUUAUAUAUAAUGUGUGUGUGUGUGCGCGCACGUGUGUCUGCGCGUGCGUAUGUAAGAAAAAUAUUGUUCAGAAUCAUGCCCCAACAAUGUAUACAAAAAUCAUCAAAAUCAGUGAGAUAAACAUACUUCUAUAUAAUUUUAUCUUAAAUCUAUAUGCGUACUGUCGAUCAAUGACCGACAAAUCAGCUCGACGAAUUUAACAAAAUUAGGCGACCAAACUCAGCAAUUCGAAUUUGUCAAUAUCGAAAACAGUCAAACGAAAUUAAUAUCGACAAGAUUGUUAUGAUAAUGUUGUUACCUUCAAAAAAAAAAAAGAAAGAAAAGAAAAGAAAAGAAAUAUCGGUUGCAUCCUUUAUUACAAUAACAUCGUACAAAAGAAAUAUUCAAAAAAUUGUUUAAAGUUAUUAAAAAGUAUGAAUCACUCCUUGACACUAUUGCUAGGAGUGGUUCUUCACUUCCGUUCUAUCGUGAAAGUGACCUAAAGAAAAUAUUUUGAGGAUUUUGUUACAAGGAAGGAAGUAAAAUAAUUUGUUCAAUUUUAUAUCAACUAGCUGAAAUUGCUUAAGAGGACUCUUUACGCCCUUUGAGGGCUACUAUUUCAAGAAAAUUGCUUCCAGUAAGAACCCGUCCAUUUGAUUCAAUGUAUUUCAUUGCUCAACGCGUUCGACUAAACCGACAGUGCGCAAUGUAGAUUAAUUUCUAUCGUUCUCUUCGUCGAUAUAUUUAAGAAGUGAAAAGAAACAGACGAAAAAAGAAAAAAAAAUAAGAAAAGAAAGUGAUCAUGCAAAUCGUGAGGGAGACAAGUCGUACGAGCUCUUUAAAAUUUCAUUUCACCUCACUCUCUUCACCUUUUUCUACUCUAGAGUAUUACUUCGAAACAAAGAAGAGUAAAAAAAGAAAGGGAAAAAAAAUGAAGACGAAGAAGAAGAGAAAAAAAAACAGAAAAAUAUUAAAGAAAUGAAAGAAAUUCUUGACAGCGUAUCGUUCGAUCACCUUUUGUUGAAAACAAAAUAUUAAAAUACACUUUUGGGUGAUACCAACAUUGCGGAGCGUGGAUCGAUGUAAUCAUUAAUGAUCGCUAAAAAGAAAUUCGUUUUAGUUUAAGACGACUCGAAUUUUUCGUGGUUGGCUGACCUACGCGUAAUUUUCUUUCCAUUAACUCGUUUUUUUGUGUAUACAAUCCUGCGAGGAUAUUUCGUUGUUCGAAAAAAAAAUAAAUAAAUAACUCCGAAGGAUCAUCAAGUUAAUUUUAAAAGAUAAAUUUGCGUCGAUAUCGAAUAAGAUGUUAGAGUUACGAAACUAUUCUAUUGACCGUAAGUUAAGAUAUAUCAAAGUGAUCGAUUUCUCAGGUCUGCCACUCACGAAUACGCAUUAAAAAAAAAAAAGAUAUAAUGAAAAAAAAAAGAAAGAAAAAAGAAAACACCCGCAUACACCUAAAGACACAUUCCUGUUUGUUGUAAAUUUUUAGAUAUUAAUAUGUAAAUCUGCAAAUAAAAAAUAGGCGUACUCAAAGUUCGACGUGAAUGCUCGCUUCACAGAUUAUGCGGCUCACUAUCGAUAAGGGUAAAGAAAAAGAAAAAAAGAUAAAUAGCAAUCGAAUAUU